GCCUGAUGUGUUGAGCUGAGCUCAGUGAGGUCAGGAGCGGUGGGCAGCACUGAGCUUUCAUACAGCCAGCGUACGCUGGGAAAGGAUGGUGCACUUAAAUCUUGCUGGACGGAACCGCAGCCAGUGGAAACUUAUGGAUCAUGUACUGCUGUCUGUCCUGGUUCUGGUCCUGCUGCCUCUCAAAGGUUCCGGGACCACACAAACAUCAAUGACCACAACCUCACCAACUCCAGGGGGCUCCCCUGCUAAAACAGAGGUUACGAAUCAAACAGCCACAUCCACAUCAACUGCAGCGGACACUGCAAUGACGGCAACAGGUUCCGGGACCACACAAACAUCAAUGACCACAACCUCACCAACUCCAGGGGGCUCCCCUGCUAAAACAGAGGUUACGAAUCAAACAGCCACAUCCACAUCAACUGCAGCGGACACUGCAAUGACGGCAACAGGUUCCGGGACCACACAAACAUCAAUGACCACAACCUCACCAACUCCAGGGGGCUCCCCUGCUAAAACAGAGGUUACGAAUCAAACAGCCACAUCCACAUCAACUGCAGCGGACACUGCAAUGACGGCAACAGCUGUGAACUACUGGAUGAGGAUCAGUGUUAAUGUGUCUGGACACAGUGAGGCAGACAUCACUGCGUGGCUCAAGGGGCUGUUUCAGCAGCAUCUAGGUGAAUGCAGGUACAUCACUAAUGCUACUUCUGCCACCUCGUCACAAAUGGCAUUCACAUCCACCACUCCGCCCUCUGAAACCAGCGAUGGCACACACAGCAACACCUUCUCAACAACACCUGACGACUUUAGUUCUCCCUCUACACAGAGCGCCACGCCAUCGCCUGCAGUUCAGCUUCAAACCCAGGCAUCGGGGAACAGCUCGGUAAAAGAAAAUGAAACCACUACCAGCCUCUUUCAAAACAUUGAGGUGAUGUGUGACAAUAAGACGGCCGUACGACACACUGAGUGCACCGUGCUGUUGCAGCUGAGUCAGCCGACCAGUCCGUGCUGCAUUGCCCGCAUCGUAAGCAUCGUACAGGUUAACUCCACCAUCCAGGGGCAGGUGAUUGGAAACCAAGUACAGAGAGUGGGAAAAGAGCUUUGCCACAGUGAUGCUACAGGGUCUCCAGCUGGAAGCUUUGAGAAGAAUGGUUCUCUCAACACUGAGGUUCUCUGUAAUUCAAAUGCUGCAAUGCACGUCUUGUGCAGUGGCGACAGUGAGAAUGUUACUCAUAACCCGGUCAAGAGCAGCUCUACUUGCGUGCCAUCGCCCACUGACUGCAUGUUCUCACAGGACUGUAGCGAUUACUCAAGGUACUACUGGAUGAGGAUGAGUGUUAACGUGAUUGGAAAUGUGUCUGAACAUAAUGAGUCAAAGAUUACUGCAUGGGUCCAGAGUCUGUUUCAGCAGCAUGGAGGCGAAUGCGCGUUCAUCCUCAAAUCUUCUGCUGCCUCCUCGUCACACCUGCCAUUUACCACUUCUGAAAGCAGCAGUAGCGCAUACAGCGCCAGCUGGGGAACCAGCUUAAGUUCUGCUCCCUCAACACAAAAUGUCAGCACAACAAAUGAAAACACCACCAGCCUUUUCCAAGACAUUGAUGUCAUCUGUUACAAGACUAGCAUAGGGUGCACUGAGUGCACCGUGCUGUUGCGAUUGAGUCGGCCGACCAGUCCGUGCUGCAUUGCAUGCAUUAUAAGUGCAGUCCAGAUGAACUCCACCCUCCAGGGACAGGUGUUAGAGAUGAGGAAAGAGGCCGUGACAGCUGAGGACCUGCUGAAGCAGAGCAAGAACGGUUCAGCCCUGAACUCCACUCAGGUGAAGUGGAUUGUGUUUUGGCUUGAGACGCUUCUCUCAGGGCCCAACGUCACACUGGAACUGGGGAACAUUUCCAUUAACAUUGUCAGCAGUCUGCUGGAUGCAUCAGCACAGAUGCUGUCAUCCUGUUCAAACAGAAUCAUUAGAACUGUGGACGCAGUUGGUUUGAAGCUGGAGGAACUGGGACAGAAUAAGACCAUUCUCUCCCCAUAUGUGGCUCUAGCAGUGGUGAGAGUGAAUGGGACUGACUUUCCCAACACCUCGUUCACCGUGAACUCCUCCAACUUACAGAUCAAUUUUGACUCACUCAGCUGGAGCGUAAACAACACAGCCUUUCCUCUUCAGGGUUCCAUCAUUCUCCCCUCCACCCUCUUGAGCAAAAUCAGUAUGGAUGAGAAAAAGCAAGCAUCCAGAAUACAGUUUCAUUUCUACCAGAAGAGCUCUCUCUUCCAGGACCAAGAGCCAAACUCGUUAAUCAGCGGAGUCCUGGGAUGCAGUGUGGCUAACCUGUCUAUCUCCAACCUGACAGACAAUGUGACAAUUACGCUGAGGAAAACUGAGCCUGUUUCGAAUGAUUCUUCCGUAUCCUGUGUGUUUUGGAAUUUCAGCUUGAACAGUGGCUCUGGUGGCUGGAGCUCCGAAGGCUGCACUGUGAUGAGCAGCACUGAGACUGAGACGGUGUGCAGCUGUAACCAUCUCACCAGCUUUGCUCUGCGGAACCGUCGUGGCAGCACGAACCUAACCAAUGAAGACUUAGCCGAAGGUCUGCUGAAUCAGGCCAGGGACGCCUCUGCUCUGAACUCCGCCCAGGUCCAGCGCAUUGUGUCUGAGCUAGAACUGCUUGUCUCUGGGCCAGAAGUCAGCCAGACUCUGGGGAGCACGUCUAUCAACAUCGUCAGCAACCUGCUGGCCGCAGCACCAGCAGCGCUGGCGUCCACUGCAAGCAGGAUUGUUGAGAUUGUGGACCGUGUUGGCUUGAAGCUGGUGGUGAACGGACAGAAUAAGACUAUUCUGUCCCCGUCUGUUGCUCUGGCAGUGAAAAUGGUGAAUGGGACUGUCUUUGAACAGACCUCAUUCACUCUGACCGACUCCUCCACCCUGCAGAUUGAUGGAGACUCCGUGUCCAGGAUGAGCGUCCUGCCUCCUCAGGGAUCGAUCGUUCUCCCAGCCUCCCUUAUGGCCAAUCUCACCUCACAGCAGCAGAAGCUAGCGUCCAGAGUCCAGUUCAGUUUCUACCAGAAGAGCACCCUUUUCCAGGACAAAGCACUGAAAUCUGAACACUGGCUGGUCAGCGGAGUUCUGGGCUGCAGUGUGGCUAACCUGUCCAUCUCCGAUCUGCGAGAGAAUGUGACGAUUAUCCUGAGGAACACAGAGCCAGUGCCGGCCGACUCUUCAGUAUCCUGUGUAUUUUGGAAAUCCAGCUUAAACAGUGGCUCUGGCGGCUGGAGCUCUGAAGGCUGCACUGUGCUAAAUAGGACUGCGAAUGAGACGGUGUGCCGCUGUAACCAUCUCACCAGCUUCGGUGUGCUGCUGGGACAUGGCACUCCAUCCAUCAUCCUCACCUUCAUCACCAAUAUUGGCUGUGGCAUCUCCGCCACUUUCCUGUCCCUCACCCUGAUUACCUACCUGGUCUUUGAGGAACUGCGUGUUGAUAUCCCCUCCAAGAUCCUGAUCCAGUUCUGUUUGGCUUUGCUGCUGCUGAAUCUAGUGUUCCUUUUGGACUCGGAUCUGGCUCAGAAGCUCAGCAAGGCGGGUCUCUGCAUCACCACAGCUUUCUUCCUGCACUACUUCACGUUGGCCUCCUUCACUUGGAUGGCUCUGCAGGCAGUCCACAUGUACUUGACCAUCGUCAAAGUGUUCAACACCUAUUUUUCUCGCUUCAUGAUCAAGUUAGGCCUUGUUGGCUGGGGCAUUCCUCUGGUUGUGGUCAUCACUGUCUUGGCCAUUAAUAAGGACUUCUAUGGCCUUCGGUCCUAUGGAAAGUUGGAAGAUGGAUCCAUGGAUUACUUCUGCUGGUUUAAAAUGGAUGAAGCCUUCUACGCUGCUGUGAUGUCAUACUUCUGUGUCACCUACCUGCUGAGCUUCAGCAUGUUCGUAGUGGUGAUGGUCCUGAUGUGCCGCAUUAGGAGUCAAAACCCCCAUUAUGUACGAAAACGGACCUUCAUGCAGGACUUCAGGGGCGUAACUGCACUUCUCGUUUUCCUGGGCCUCACCUGGGGCUUUGCUUUCUUCGCCUGGGGCCCUGUUAAUCUGGCAUUCAUGUACCUGUUUUCCAUCUGUAACUCUCUGCAGGGAUUCUUCAUCUUUGUGUUCUACUGUGCUGCGAAGGCGAAUGUCAGGAACCAGUGGAGGACGUACCUGUGCUGUGCAGAUUGCAGUCUCCAGGGAAUCUCAGAAAGAAUGCAUAAGGUCUUCAGUGGAGUCCCCUUUAUCUCCUCAUCACGACCCAAGAUGUCUUUCAGCACCCCAAAGACUCUUCACAGUGGACCUGAAGGAUCAAGACAAAGCAUAUCACUUCACCCCAGGAAUGAACAUGCUGAGACAUUGACCACUGUGGUGCCCAGCUCGGACUGUGCUGGUUGGCACUGAGGCCGGAGACACCACGACCUACAGUUAACCAUGUGCUUGCUUAGAUUUGGACUAUUUGUGAGGGAAACCUUUGGUCGAUCUGCAUACGGUCACAUAUGAGGGAUUUAAGUCUGUAGACACGGAUCCUGAUUAAUCGAUACGAACGCCGGUUACACCGUGGACUAAACAGCUCGAGCUCUUAUUUGUGUGGUGAUUCUGUAAAAGGUACUGAGGUGUGCUCACAAGGGCUUGGAUGCAGCUGCCUGUAAAGUUAAACUGCAAUGGAAAAUGUACAAAAAAAAAUGAAAUAUGUAAAAUACUAGAUGAAGUAAAAGUAUAACAGGAUUGGUUAAUGAGAUUCCAGUCAUUAUGUAUAAUUAUAAAAGGCUAUGUAUAUACUAUGAUUUUUUUUAUUUAUUAUAGGUCAAAUAGAAUUAUUGUAGACAGACAGACAGACAGACAGACAGACAGGUGACAAAUCAAAGGAAAAAUCAACAUUAAUUGUGAGGUGUUUGGCCACCAGGAGCCACCGGAAAAGCUUCAGUGCACAUGGGUUAAGUCCCUGGAACUGAGAACACUAGAGGGAUGGAACACCAUUCUUCCAAAAGAUAUUCCCUCAAGUGGUGAAGAGCAAACCCACUGGCCUGAAAUCUCUCAGAUGUUCCACUGGGUUGGGAUCUGGUGUCAGAGAAGGUCAUAACGUUUGGAUUUACAACGUUUUCAUACUCAACCCAUUCAGUGACCCCCUGUGCUCUGUGGUAAGGGGCAUUUGAAGAGACCACUCCCUUCAGGAUGGAAAUGUUUCACACAGUCAGAAGAACUUUGGGUUGAUUUUCAGGGACCCUUUCCUCUGAGGGGACAGGUGGAAAGAAACCAGGUAGCCACCGGACCCCUGCAUUACAGGUUUACGUCACACAUGCACUUACGGUGUAGAAUUGUGGUGAAGGGACAGUCGUCUGACCCAGGGCCAGCUCUAGCCUUUUGGGUGCCCUAGGCAGGAUUUUUGGGGGGGUCCCAUCUUGCUGGCUGAUAUGCUGUAAAUUCAGAGGCAGGCUAAAACGUUUUACCACCAGCUGUCCGAAUUAUAUUCAUAUAUACCUUUUUAAUUUGUGUAUUGCUGAUGAUGCUCAGUUUAAAGUAUAGAUAACCAUCUCGGGGUUCUAGAUCCAGGGAUCCGUCUCACCACGUGGUACUUUUUGCUUAUCCAGCUAACUCUUGGGUUUAUUUUGAUCUUACCCCGGUGGCAAAGGCGACAGGUGUGCUUUUCUAAAGCACUGUUACCUCACAGCAAGAGGGGCCUGGGUUCGAUUCCCUGGCCGGGCGACCGGGAUCCUUUGUUCUCCCU
Molecule: messenger RNA, 5729 nt
Organism: Pygocentrus nattereri (red-bellied piranha)
Lineage: Eukaryota; Metazoa; Chordata; Actinopteri; Characiformes; Serrasalmidae
Product: adhesion G-protein coupled receptor G2-like
Exons: 40
Coding region: 86-4405 (1439 amino acids)
Biological process (GO): cell surface receptor signaling pathway; adenylate cyclase-activating G protein-coupled receptor signaling pathway
Cellular component (GO): membrane
Molecular function (GO): G protein-coupled receptor activity
Source: RefSeq, a predicted model, not a curated record